Messenger RNA from Aplosporella prunicola CBS 121167, 570 nucleotides. RefSeq lists its product as uncharacterized. Bases 1 to 570 code for a protein of 189 amino acids. Lineage: Eukaryota; Fungi; Ascomycota; Dothideomycetes; Botryosphaeriales; Aplosporellaceae. The record is from RefSeq and is a predicted model, not a curated record. The transcript has a single exon.
AUGGCCGUCACGGAAACACCAUCCAUCGCUGUCACUCUUUGUCUCACCCCAUCUUCUUUUCCAAAGGAUAUAGAACCGCUUCCGGAGCUAUCAAUCUCAGCCACCCUUCACGCCACUCAGCCAAUCACCAUAUUUACCUGGCCCUCCAUCUUCAAUCCCAGUGUUGCGCUAGUGCGGCACAACUUCUUCGCCGAGGACCUUACCACGGGGGAACCAGUAAGGAUGGACACGUCCAAGAUAAAGCGCAGGGCAUACAUGCACCAGCGCGGAGAUUUCGACGAGAAAUAUCACUUUACUCUGCAUCCAGGGUCAACAACGGUUGUGUCUCAUCAUUUUCAUCCGAUGAGAUUUAAGCCUGGUCACCAAUAUCGACUUGGUGUUACGGAAGGAGAGGCGCUACCUGAUUGGUUGUGGUGGUGGGGUACCUUCGACGAUGUCCUUAGUCCAGAAGAGGGCCCUCCGAAGGAUAUCAAACACUUGGAAGGCAGAUUCCCGCUUGAGCUGAAGGCCGAGCCCAUUGUGUUUACAGUGGAGGAGAACAGAAAUUAUGGCGAGCACAGCCCACAGUGA